Messenger RNA from Solea solea (common sole), 3007 nucleotides. RefSeq names its product 2-epi-5-epi-valiolone synthase (gene eevs). Gene Ontology annotation, molecular function: 3-dehydroquinate synthase activity. Gene Ontology annotation, biological process: antibiotic biosynthetic process. The record is from RefSeq and is a predicted model, not a curated record. NCBI's taxonomy places the organism in Eukaryota, Metazoa, Chordata, Actinopteri, Pleuronectiformes, Soleidae. The transcript is spliced from 6 exons. The coding region runs from base 323 to 1714 and encodes 463 amino acids.
GUCCGUACUUGUGAAAACGUUAUCAGCCAAAGUCCAGGUUCUGUUCCAAUUCUCAAGUCCGUGAACGGCAUGGAUGGUGAACAGCGAGUACGGUUCUCAAACCCGUCCCGGACGUGUUCUCGCUCCGCCCAUUUUACAAGAUUGAGAGGUGAGGCUCUGCCUCCCCUGAAGGCACGUCACUGGAACUGUUACUUAACUCUUACUUAAGUCGAGAGCCCCUCCCUUAACUCGGUGGCAUCCUCUUAUAUAUCCUCUAUUUUACCUUAAACCUCACCGUGAGCUGCUCUGUUCACGCCUGUAACCUACAAUCAUCACAGCAAGAAUGGGAAAAGUGCCUCUGGAGAAAAGCAAUCCCAAAGAAAAGAAAACCGAGUUCAGCUUAGUGCGGGUCAAAAACACCUGGCAUCGCAGAAUGGGAAAGCAGGACAAUACGGACACAGUCGACUGUGUCUCUGAUGCAAAACUCUAUGAGAGCACCACAGAGACAGGCACCACUUGGACAGUGGUCAGUCCCAUUGUCUUCACCUACAAGAUCAUAGAGACUCACAACUUGCUGGAUGCACACAAUGACACACUCCUGCUGGGUCACAUGACUGAGCAGCAGCAGGUGGAGCACAUUAGAGAGUUGAGCAAGCCACUCAAACGCUUUAUAGUCGUUGACCAGGAAGUCUACAGAAUCUACGGUUCUAAGCUGAUUGCGUACUUAGAGGCCAACAAUGUCAUAUACAAGAUUCUGGCUCUGCCCACCACUGAGGAGAACAAAUCCAUUGAAAUGGCCUUGAAGAUCAUUGAAGAGGUCAAUAACUUCUCCCUUGACCGGCGCAGAGAGCCCAUCAUUGCCAUGGGUGGAGGCGUGUGCCUGGACAUCGUGGGCCUGGCUGCCUCACUCUACAGGAGACGUACUCCUUACAUCAGGGUCCCAACCACUCUGCUCUCUUACAUUGAUGUCAGCGUGGGAGCAAAAACGGGGGUUAACUUUGCAAACUGCAAGAACAAGCUGGGCGCCUACAUCCCACCUGCUGCUGCCUUCCUCGACCUGUCCUUCAUACGAACCAUUCCUCGGCGACACAUCUCCAACGGGCUGGCAGAAAUGUUAAAGAUGGCUUUGAUGAAGCACAAAUGCCUCUUUGAGGUUCUGGAGAAACACGGCCCUAUGCUGUUGGACACUAAAUUGCAGCCUGAUAACUCCAGCUGUGUCACGGCUACAUCGCCCGCCACUCAUGUAGCCAUCGUGACAAUGCUCGAGGAGCUCGCCCCAAACCUUUGGGAGGAUGAUCUAAAUCGACUUGUGGACUUCGGCCACCUUGUCAGUCCGGCGUUAGAGAUGACAGUUCUGCCAUCUCUGCUGCAUGGUGAGGCGGUGAACAUUGAUAUGUCUUACAUGGUUUACGUGUCUCAAGAGAGUGGCCUAUUGACAGAAGAGGAGAAACAAAGGAUCAUCAGCUGCAUGCUGGGUCUGGAACUCCCUGUGUGGCACGAAUCGUGUACCAUGGAGCUGAUAGAGAAGUCUUUGCAAGACAGAGUGAAACACUCUGGCGGUCUGAUCAGAAUGCCACUACCUGUUGGUCUUGGGCAAGCAGAGAUUUUUAAUAACACACCUUAUGAGAUCCUGCACAGAGCUUAUGAAAAAUGGCACUAUGAGCUGAGCUCAAGUGUGAAGGUGGAUCUGCCCACACCACCCAACGCUGCAUCACUUCCUUCAAUUGGGAAAUAAAGCUAGUUGGAAGAGAUUUUCUUUAAGUAAGUUUGAUUAUCAUUUGCUGUAUGUAUAACAAAAGCUGCAGAUUGGUAAGUGCUCUCUUGUUAUGACGGUGAGAUAUGUCAGUAUGCUUUAUGAAACAAUUGUAUUAUCAUUCAAAAUUACAAUUUUUAAAAAAAAUAUGUCAUCUUUUUUGUAACUUUAAAACCAAUACCAAAAAUACAUUGUCACCAGUAACAUUGUUGGAAUCACUUAAACUUAAUAAUUUUGCUACAUCACAUUGUAGCCAGUAUACUUUAUGUAAGCCACAUUUUGUGAACAUGUAUUUUAUAUGUAACAUCUAUUCAAUGUAAAAUCUAACUUGAGUUUUGUUUCUUUGUUGUGGUUUUUUUUAAACAGCUGUUGGUGGGUGGGUUUUAUGCCCAUAUUUUUUCCAUUUUGUGUCUAAAAUAUUUGGCUUAAUGGUGUGCACGAGCCAUAAAAAGCUGAAAUAGUGGUUUACAUUUUUACUCCUUUCUCCUCCUACACAACUGCCUUUGGUUUGCUAGCUAUAUCUGAGAUGUCUUUGUCCUGAAAAUGUGUUCCUGGAUGCAAACAUACACCAGCUGACUGUAUCAGUUGGGAUGUCAUAAUGUAGAGUCGCUUGUUGGUGUGUGUGGUUACAUUAAAAAUGUACAACUCAUUAAGUGUUGAGCGAAGAACACAAUUCUGUUAAUAUUUGAAAUUCAUUUUAAUGGAAACAAGCUAUUGAUAUAAACCUAGAGUUUUGUUUUUUUGUCUUUUCCUUUUUAUCCCUGCAUUUCUCUUCUUUCAGUCAGAUGUAAUUCCUGAUUUUUUUUCAUUGGUCUGUAAAAUCAUCUGUGUUUUAUUACUUACAGCUGCCCCUUUAUUAUUUUUCAGCCCAACAUGUGCUUUUCAUAGCACAUUUUGCCAGGUUAUGUUUCUGUUUCCUGCCAUUUUCCCAGCCACCCUCUUUCAAGUUCCCCAAAUGUUUUGACCAUCAUUAUAAAUGUUUUGACUUGGUGUUUUGUUUACUUCCCCUGUGUAACUUUUAUUUCUUUAUUUUAUGCUAUUUCUUUCCCAUUUUGCCUGAAAAGACAGGUGGUCCUUGACACUGUCAUAUAAUUCUGCUUUAUUUCACAAUCUAAACAUCAAAUUUAGCGGAGCUGUGUUUUACAAGAUAAUCAUAAAAUCAUAUACAAAUCAGGUGACGGCUUGGGGAAAGGCUGUCGUGAGCACUUACUAGCAUAUCAACUGUAAUUUUGUUUAUUUUGUUUUUACAUUAACCAUAAACAAAGUAUAAUGUCA